Nylanderia fulva is the source of this 493-nucleotide messenger RNA. NCBI's taxonomy places the organism in Eukaryota, Metazoa, Arthropoda, Insecta, Hymenoptera, Formicidae. The record is from RefSeq and is a predicted model, not a curated record.
AAGAAAAUUACAAUUAUUGCUUAACAAAAUGACUGCUCUAGAAAAUAGAAUGAUAUUGCUAGAAACAUCAAACAUUAUGCGGCAUAGGGAGGAAGAAACAGUCAACAAUACUAUAUUAUAUGAGGAGUAUGAUCUUCCAUUACAAAAUAUGCAAGCAUUAGAACGAUUAGAACAGCUAUUAAAAACUAGCUCAUUUGCAGAUAAAAUGGUAAACACGCUGAAACAAGUGGGUGGAGUGAAUUUGUCCAAUAUAAUCCCAAAUAUGUUAAAAAAGUUACUAAGCGACCAUUUUGCACAGACUUUCAGUUAUUUAGGACAACGAAACAAGAAAAAUUUUAGUGCUCUAAAAUUAUGCUCAAUUGUGAAGAGUGAGUAUUACAUGAAACUCAAACAAUCGAUUCUGCCAUAUUCAAAACAACAAAACAUAGACGAGACUAUCCUUAUUCACAAAUUGUUCUUAAAAUAUUUGAGUUAUAGAAUAGAGUAUUUCUAG